Messenger RNA from Papilio machaon (common yellow swallowtail), 7678 nucleotides. RefSeq lists its product as uncharacterized. Bases 215 to 7162 code for a protein of 2315 amino acids. The record is from RefSeq and is a predicted model, not a curated record. Lineage: Eukaryota; Metazoa; Arthropoda; Insecta; Lepidoptera; Papilionidae. Gene Ontology annotation, molecular function: guanyl-nucleotide exchange factor activity. The transcript is spliced from 11 exons.
UGGUGGUAGUGUAUUUCGUUUUGUCCGUGCUCGAUGCGAUCGCGUCUGUAUCGAGUGCAAUGUUUUUUUGUUUAUAAACAAAUACUUUUAAUAUAAAAAUGUGUUUGGUGAAAUAAGAAAGUUUGCUGUCGUGUAUUUUGUUAUAUUGUUAUACAAUUAAGCGGCUUUAUUUUCAUAAUGUCUAGUUAACGCAUGUUUUACAAGCGGCUUGAAGAUGGACGGGGCUAACGCUGACUCAGAUCAUUCUAUGACUUGGGAGGAUUUUUUCGGUAGUACAACAGAUCUCACACCGACGUUAAUCGGUAUAUACGACUCACUACUGGAACCUGACAAAAGUCUGAGACCCGAAGCCAAUCCGUUGGAAACAGCCAAAGAUGCAAGAAACGACCCACCCGUGCCAGACCAAACACACAUCAUGACCGACAAAACAAAGGACGAAGUUAACAAUACAAAUAUAUCAAGAUCCCCACCGAAAGAUCCUUCCAAAAUAAUUGGCGGUGUCAAAUUACCUAUCGCGACGCUGAACAAAAGUUCUUUAUAUAGUAUUCGAACUAACAGUGAUAAUAAUGGUGCUAGUGAAAGUAACAAACGUGACCUCACAACCAGUGAUAAUGUACUUGUUAAAGAUCACAAAUUAUUAAGGACUUAUAAAGAAACCAAACAAUUGUCUGAAACGACGACGUUCGAUAAUCUAUCUCCAAACGUUAAACGAAUGAUAUCGAGCGCUUCUGAGACAACUACAUUGAAGUUCCAAAAGAAAAGCGUCAGUACACUCAGAUCUUCAACGAGACAUAGAUGCAAUAUCCCUUUAGUUGGAGCUACCUCAAAGAUUUCACAAUCUGUAGAAAUUUAUGAUCAACCAUCGGGCCUUAUAAAUAUACCAAAAGCUGCAUCCGAAGAUAAUUAUGAAUCACCAUCCAAAAUAGUCGCAGUAAAACCUGAUUUUAGAAUAGAAACAGAUCAAACUUAUGAUAUACCCACGAAUAAUAGGCCAGCGAUUUACGAUGUUCCCAACUCAAAUAAAACUGCCUUCGAAUCAUUAUCUCUACCUUAUAUCGAUCAAUCUAUCGAACUCUCUAUAACGUCUAACGAUAGAGAGUUUGAUAUAAAAUUAUCAUCAAAGGAAUGUUCACCACAAAAGCUCGACCCGAGAAGUUCACCUGAAGCCUCACCCGCUAAGUCACCUAAACUUCUCAAUGUCGGGACUAACAGCUUGCACAGAAGAAACUUAAUACCAGGGAAAGAGAAUGUUCAAAAUCAGCUAAUGAAAACUGGACCAUAUCCCGAGUCAGUAGGAUCUACGGGCAACUUGAAGUCAUGUGCAGUCCCAGAAAAAGAGAUACCAAGACUUAAUCCGCCGACAGUAGAAGUAACGAGACCGCUGUCUAUGAGUUCCAUUGCUUCUUCUAGUUCAACUUCGAGUAGUGGCGUUCAAAAUAAAGGAGGAGUGAACUCCGCAUACUUGGCUUCGAUCGAGAGUCUAGACGAUCACAGUGACGUCGACAUGACGUCUGCUAAUGGCAGCAAUAACUUCGUUAAUAAUGCGGGCAUUUUGAACGCGAGCGUGUCUGAAGGGUGUUCGGAGAAUUUGCCGCAUCAGCAAACCCUGGACGAGAUGUCAGGGUUAUCGCAGCUGGAGAGAGUAUGCGCAGAGAUCGUUCAGACUGAGAAGGUCUACGUCGAAGACCUAAGGCAAGUCGUUGAGGGCUACCUGCACGUGUGGAGGCGGGACGCGACAUUCUCAGAUGAAGAAUUGUCCGAACUGUUCAAUAAUAUUGAAGAUAUAUAUGCUUUUAACAGGUCCCUCUGUGAAGAAUUGAAUACCUGCCGAUUGGACGCGACCUGCAUUGCUCGUUGUUUCGUCAACAACACUUCUGGUUUCGCUGUGUAUACAUCUUACUGUACCGGAUAUCCUCGCACUAUGGAGAGAUUAGCUGCACUCGCUUCCAAGCCUCAAAGCGCAAGGGAAUUCAGAGAGAGACAGAUGGAGUUACAACAUCCAUUACCACUGGCUUCGUAUUUGUUAAAACCGGUACAAAGGAUCUUGAAGUAUCAUCUGUUGUUACAAAAUGUGGUGAAGCAAUGCGCAUCUCGAGAGACAGAGUACGCGUUGCUCAAGAUGACCGGCAUCGCUCAACACAUCGACGAUAUGAAACGUAGACACGAACACGCUGUUAGAGUACAGGAGAUUCAGUCCCUGCUGUACGGCUGGAACGGUCCGGACUUAACCACAUACGGAGAGCUGUGUGCCGAAGGGACCUUCAGAGUGUUCGGCGCUAAGGCGAUGCGACACGCCUUCCUCUUCGAUAAAAUGCUCCUCGUCACCAAGAACAGGGAAGAUGGAAUACUCGCUUACAAAUCGCAUAUCAUGUGCAACAAUAUGAUGCUGGUGGAGUCAAUAGCUGGUGCUCCGCUCUCCUUCCAUGUGAUCCCAUGGGAUGCGCCGCGCUCUCAACUGACACUGCAAGCUCGCUCACCACGACACAAACGAGAAUGGACCUUAUUGCUCAAGAGAGUAAUUUUGGAGAAUUACAACGCCGUCAUACCAUCACAUGCGAGACAGCUGGUGAUGGAACUGGGUCAGAAUAAAACUGAUGAUGACAUGAUAGCGGAGAAAUCACACAAUCUCAUAACUCAAGCAUCAAUGAGGAAACAACUCUCAGCUCCUGAGUAUCUUGAGAAGAGAAAAGUAGAUAGAGAAAGAAGGAAAUCAUUUGAAAAUGGUAUACGAGGUCGACUGAAAAAAGGUAAUAGAAAAUACACAUUACCUAGUUCAAGGAAUGAAACACUCGAAUGUGAUUGUGCUCAAGUAUCAGCUGAGAAAGGGACAGACUAUACUUGUGACAACUGCUAUAUUGAUAUAUGUUCCGAUUGUGAAACAGAAAUAUCUAACAAGGACAAAGUCAGAGAAAGACAGUGCGAUUGUGUCAAUGAUACCAACAAAACAGGAGAUAAAUGCCCUGAAUGUGAUAGAACUCUACAUUACAUAGAUUCAGGAAGUGCGGAACAUUUGGAAAGAAAACAAAUUGGUUGCAAAUGUUCAGAUUUCAAAUCAUCACAAGAAAGCUUCAGUAAAGAAUAUCCGGGAUCUGCUUUGAACAAAACUAGAGGCUACCAUUCGUCUGAUAAUAUUAUAGGUUAUACUGAUUCAAGGACGAGUAAAGAUGAUUUGAGUGAUACCAAUAAUUCACUAUCCAGUGUUAGAAAUAUACAAAAAACUUGCUUAAAAUGUACGAAAAUUAAAGAAAAUAUUCCUGUUACUGACUCAUUACAGACUUUACAUACUAGAAGAUCCAGAUGUGUUGAUAUUGAUAGACCUAAAAUUGACAAUGUUAGAUCAAAAUCUAAAGACGAUCCACAACGAUCUAAAUUAUCCAAAAUAGGUACCUGGAGAAGAAAGUCAGAACCAGGUUUACAACAAAAUAAUAUUGGAUUCAUUAUAAAGAAAUCUCAGGACAGUGAUAUAGAUAAAAAUGAUAGUAGAGGCAACGAAAAAAUUGAAUUUGAAUGUCGAAGUUGUGGCUCUAAUAAAAUAUCUAGAAAAACUAAAAAUAGUGACGGUUCUGUAGUAUCUGAUCUUGAAGGAGAUACGAAAAAGAAAGGAAUAGCAACUGGCAUUAAAUCUAAUUUGGAAAUUAAAAUGUAUAAUACUAAAAAUAUACCAAAGAAGAUAUCGAAAAUAAAGAAAAACAGAGCAAAAGGUUUCCGCGUUACAUCUGACACUUCUACAUUCUAUACAGACUUUUCUACCGAUGUUUCUACAGAAAAUAUUUUACACAUAUCGGAAUCUAACGACAGUCUUAAUGUAGAUAAACAAUCUGAUAAUAAAGACAAAUUAAAAGUACCAGACUCGAUUAGUAAAGAUGAAGACAUAGACGAAGAAACUUACAAAAGGCUUAUAGAAAAAACAGAUUCAUUUAAAAAGAAUGAAUUAGAGAAAGUUAAAUACUUACACAAUCAAAAAGUUAUUAACGAAACUUCUGAACUUGAAGAUAAAACAUGUGAAGUUGAAGAUCAGGAAGAAAUAGCUGGCAGUUGUGAGGAAACAGAACAACCUUUGGAACAAAUUAUAUCACAACUCUUAUUAGAAAAUCGUGAAUUUCAAAAACUUCUGAAGAAACAACAACAAAGAAAUAGUGCUCAAAGACGACAUCAAAGAUUAUUAAAGUCACAUUCGAAUCCCGAUCAAGUCAUUUUAUCUAGAAACUUCGAUUCUCCUAGAUUAAUACCGAAGUAUACUCGACAAACAUCAGAGAAUUUAGAAAUACACACAAAUGAAGAUGUAGGUUCAAUAGAAUCAAAAGGAGUAGAUAAAAUAUCAGAUGAUGAUCAUAUUUAUGAAACUCUAAGAGUUGAAAGUAGAUCAGAUGAACGUUUACAUUCUUUGAAUAGUAAGAGUAAAACAAUACAUCACAAUACACACGUUCCUAGACCAAAGAAACUGCCCUCACCACCGAGUAUGAAUCCAGCAGAAAUACGUAAUAUAUCUGAAUCGGAUUACGUAUAUUUGUCAUUUAAUAAACAAAGUCAAAUAGAUGAUGAUGGUAUUUACGAUGUACCAGUAAAAUCACCACAGAAAGUAAAAUCUGCAAAUGAAUCGGAAUAUUACGUAACGAUGGAGAAAAAAGGUCCACCUUUAAAUGAAGACAUUCUCUACGAUAAUCUUAUAGAUGUCUGUAGAAGGAAUAAAGAAGUGCCUAGUAAUUUACCAUGUGAAUAUCUACCAAUGGGUCCAGAACAACAAAGCCCCAACACUCCAGAAAUUUGGCUGAGCCGUCAGAAGGAGCACUUUAAUGUGUCUAGAGAUAGAAAAUCUGGUUCUCUUCCUCGAAGUUUUCAAGUUCCCACAAAUGGCCAAGAUGAAAACAAUCUAAGCUCGUUCAAAUGCAAACCUAACGGUAGCAGCAAGACGUAUCUUAACAGAGAUGGUAAAGUCAUGAGCACUGACAGACCUUUUACAAUUGCUUCAGACCAAAGUGAACUAAGCUAUGAUGAUGUUGAAAAUUACAUGAGUGAAAAUGACAUCUUCAAAUUUUGCAAAGUUUCCAAAUCCAACGAUCCAGAUUACAGUCAAAAUAUAAGCCAGUCUACACUUGAACUUGAAGAAGAAAUAGAUAGAUGUUAUAAGAAUAAUUUCGAGAAAAUCGACAUUGAUGCAAACAAAAAUGAAACAUCAGCCAACUUACAAACGAAUUUGAAUACAUCUACCACAUCAUCUUGCGAAGUUCUACCCAUGGAGAGAGACGGUGAUAAAAAAGAUAACGAAGUAAUACAUCCCGAACAUAAAAUAUACAAGCCUACGGCGAAUGUCAUGUCACUUAAAAAUGUCCUAAGUCGCUUCAAAAGCAAAAAUCCUAACAAAAGUAAUGAAGAAUCCGAGAUAAAUGCAAACGAUCAAAGUAAUUCUGAAAAUACUAAUAAGAGUCCUACAAAUGAGAAGAGAUCCGCACUCAAUCCUAGAAGUUACUCAAGAAAUUUACUACAAAGAUUCCGAAGUAUAAUUGGAGAUGAACCCGAUGACAUACAAGCUAAAUACGAUUUGAAAGCAAAAUUAUCAGAAGAUCUACAAAAUAGGACGAAAAGCGAUAUUAAAGUAGUCAUUACGACAGAUACGAAUUCAACAACAACAAUAGAUAGCUCUACAAUUGAUGUGCUCAGUAAAAGUAUGCACGAAGGUACCACAAUGAAUGAAAAUCAGAAAGAAAAGAACCAAUUGGAAGCCUUAUCUCAUAGCUGCGAUGAUCUUGUACAGAAAACUGACAAACUAAGACCUAAUUACAGCAAAAGUAUUAGUAUGGUAACCAGCACUUCUAGCUCCGUCAGUUCCUCACCUUUGAAAUUAAAUAACAGUUCGCAUCAAAACUUAAACAAACUACCAAUAUAUAUGCAAGGCAGCAAGUAUUUAGGAGCCCGUAUCGCUCAGUCUGAUUACGUAGAUCCAACAACACUGGGUAACGACAGAAAUACUCUGAAAACUGUCAAUGUUCUUAUAAAUAAAAACGCGGUUAGACCUGACAGUCUAUUCUCUAACUCAUCUUUUGUUACUUCGUCCAGUGAAAGUACUUAUCAAGAGCCACAGACUAAACAAAAUGAAGCUAAAACGAUAGACUCAAAACAAAAUUCAGAAUCAUCGACACAGAUUAAUUCUGACGAAAGUUUUUAUGAGAAAUCCUUUGAAAAAAUCGAACACUUCACUGAUGAGGAUGUUUUUAGAGAUUCAGCUGUUUACUCCGACCAGGAAGAUUAUGAACCGAAAGAAUGCAAUGAUGACAAAAUAGUUAAUAAAACUAUAAAACGAAUCGAAAGCUUGAAACGUGAAGCUUCAGUACAAUCUAAGAAAAUAAUCAUAACUACGAGCACAAGCGAAAAGACGUGUACAAACUCUAAAGUCACAAUAACGACUAAUAAAAUCAAAGAAACUAUACAAGAUACAAAGAUGCAUGAAGUAACAAAACCUGUUAAAGCUAAAAUAGCUCCACCAGUUCCAGUCAAACCUAAAAUCGGAAAUAUAUCACAAUCUACUGCAUUAAAAAACAAAGACAUUGACAAAUCAGAACAAUCAACAUCUGAUUCAGUUAACAAAUUAACUGUUAAACGAAAUGUUAAUACUAAAACAUAUAUCACAAGAUCUGAGUCAAGUACUACAGAAAGCACAAGAAGAGUCACUGCGGAGAAAUCUAGCACUGAAAAAGAAACGAAAGAUGGUGUCCAAAAUUCUAAAGACGAUUGUAAAAUUAUAAGCAAUAAAUUAAAUCAACAGGGUAAUAUACAAUUAAAACGAUUAAGUUUCGAACGAGCAAGUCUCGAUUCUGCGACAAGAAAAAUUAAAUUACAAACAGAGAAUCGACCAUCAGAAACACCUAAAAAAGCUGCAAAAACUGUUUUAGAAAGACGAAUGGAAUUAGAAAUGAUGACGAAAUCCCAAGUAAAAUUAAAUCCAGGUUUAAAGAAACCAUACAAUAAUAAACCUAAAUCGAUUACGACAAAAGUUGCUUCAUUUGAAAGAAGCGUCAGCGAAAAUCAUAGAGAAUUGAAAAUAACACCGAGUAGUGGCUCAGAGAGAGAUAACAUUCCUGUCAAUAGAAGCAGCAUUGAACAAACUGAAGUCACAGAUGAUCUAAAAGGCAGUUGGGUGAAACAAGUCGUUAAUAAAUUCCAAUAAUUUAUAGAGUGAUAAUUGAAUGCAUUUAAAAUUAUUCCGUCUUAUUUUCUCACUCACAUUCUCAUUAACAAUAUUGAUUAAAUAGUAUUUUUUUAUACUUAAGUUAAACUACUAACUUAUUUGACCCGGUGGACUUAAAUGAAAGUAAAUUUAAUACAUUAACGCCCUAACUUAAAGCCUUGUCAUUGGGCCUACACAAAAAAUCUCAUACUAAUUUUGAAAAUUGACUUUUUUCAUUACUUGAAUAGACAUACCUUUAUAGGUUUUACAUAUUUUCUGUCAGAACUAACUACGAUAAUAACGUCUCUCACCGGGCCAGAUUUGUUCCACUAUGCGUUACGUUGCUAUUUCAUAGAUUAUAUUUAUUGUACAUAUCGUUUUAUAUCAAUUCUCCAAUGAGUUUUGAUAUCCUGUGCCAUAGACAAGAUAGUUUUAUAUUGGUAUAACACUAUUAAAUCUUCGCAGGCGCACAAUGUAUAUAAAAUGUUAAUAUGCUUAUUUUGCUACGUAUUUAUU